AUGGGCCCAUCGGUAGCUGUACUCCUUAUACCUGAACUCCAUUGGCUAGACACACCGGAAAUUCCGGAUAUGCAGUUCAACGAGCUCAUGUCUGGUAGCCCACCAGCAGGCAACCUCAUUCCCAACUGCACGUCGGAGGAGCUCAGCAUGCGAAACUACACCUGCUUCCAAAACCAUCAUCGGUAUGACCUCGACGCGUUGAUAAUUAAUAACGCCGUCCAGAUCAACAAAAUGGUCGAUGAGAACCCCGAGGGCGAUCUCCUUGAGUUGAUACCGGACUCGCCAGUCCUAUAUGAAGGAGUGAUGCCCUUUAUUUUUAACGUAACCUUCAGCCCACAAGCCUUGUCAUUCGUUACAUGGUCCCUCAAUAGACAAGUUCUGCGCCUACUCUCCAAGGACUUUGAAGGACUCUUCAACGUGGUUCGAGGCAAUACCACAGCAAACCCUAUGUAUACCGAGCGGUAUGCGCCUUACAACAGUUCCCGUUCUCUCGUUCUGCAGCGCAUGGGGCCGGUCGUAGCGGUCGGGGCUUCUGGCUUUUCUGGCAACCUGACUACAACCACAGUCGGAAACGACCGCGAUAUCCUUUGCUAUGACUCGAUGGACGGCACAAAUCAAAAUUUUUCAAAAUGCUUUCGGUCCGGGGUCGGAUGGAAUGAAACCAACUCCGUCGCCUCGUUCAUAAUCAACGCCACAAACGAAGACUCUCAGCCAAUAAAGGUCCGGUCGUACUGGUCAGAUAGGUCGGUGAAUCGAAACAUCGACUCGUCUGGAGCGUGUUUUGUAAAUGGUACCGCCCCCGAAGGUGAUCAGUGCGAUUACGACAAGCUGUUUGCUCCCGGACAUCCACCACUUUUCGACGGAGACCAGACCCAGGAUGUCCUCGUAAUGGAGUUCUCGCGACCCACAUCCGACAACCCCAAUAGUGUAUGGUGGGCCGAAUUUAUCCUGUCGUACAGCUUUACCAAAUACGCGUUCGACGCCACAACAAUCAUCCCCAACCUCGAGAACGCUCAGAUCCCCGACCCUCCGGACCCGGACACUGACAGGACGUUCCCUAUGGUCUUCGAUCCGAAUUGGAUCCUAGCUUCAUGGGGCAUCAGUCCCGGCGCCCAACUCACCACCGAUUCCACCGCCGUUCGCAUGCUGCAGCAAUCGGCAAACAAGGUGGUCGAUCCCAAGUUCCCCGAUGCCCCAGCUUCCUCGUUGGCUUUCUUCGGAGCAGUGCAGUACAUGCUGCUCCAGGCCGCAUCCCUCGUCCCCUUCACGAGCGGCCAGGCUGACACUUUGGACCUGCCGAAUGCCACCGAUGAGAAACCGGUGCUCUGGAUUAAUGUUCGCCGCGAGGCCUGGGGCUGGAGCAUCAGAGGCCGCACGUCUGUCCUGGGCGUUGUUGUUACUAUAAUCGGUAUCGUGACCGUCCUUGCACGCACGGUGCUGCUGAUUGUGACGCGCGAUGAUGAAAGGGGGAGCGCGGAGCUGGUAUCAGCUGCAAUGCAGCAUGAGUAUGAUGGGGCAUUUGGUGAUGCUGUCAAGGAAUCAGACCUUUCUCGUGUGAGAUACAGGAUCAGAGAGGACGAGACGACGGGCAAAUUGCGUUUUAGGGCAGUGUGGUAA
This is a messenger RNA of Lasiodiplodia theobromae, 1617 nucleotides long. RefSeq lists its product as uncharacterized. The coding region runs from base 1 to 1617 and encodes 538 amino acids. NCBI's taxonomy places the organism in Eukaryota, Fungi, Ascomycota, Dothideomycetes, Botryosphaeriales, Botryosphaeriaceae. The transcript has a single exon. The record is from RefSeq and is a predicted model, not a curated record.